Molecule: messenger RNA, 1596 nt
Organism: Symphalangus syndactylus (siamang)
Lineage: Eukaryota; Metazoa; Chordata; Mammalia; Primates; Hylobatidae
Gene: GPR45
Product: G protein-coupled receptor 45
Biological process (GO): G protein-coupled receptor signaling pathway
Cellular component (GO): membrane
Molecular function (GO): G protein-coupled receptor activity
Source: RefSeq, a predicted model, not a curated record
GAAAAAGCUCUGGAGAUUGUUUGCGCACCAGUGUGGAUGUACUUACUACUGGACUGUACACUUACAGAGUGUCCAAGCACGAAGCUGUGCACACAGUCUCUCUCCGCAGAGAUGCUUAGGAUGUGAUCCAUGAAUCGCAAAUCCCAGCUAGUGCUCACAAAGACGGACAUUUCUCCCCAAGACCAUUCCAGUGCCCCAGAGGUCCACAGACAUCCAGGAAGAUGCAGCCAGCAGACAAAGAAUGGCAGCCACCGAAGCGCUGAGGGGAGCCCUCCCGGCCAUUUCUGUCCCAGCUCCAAGGGUCUCUCCACCAUGGCCUGCAACAGCACGUCCCUUGAGGCUUACCCAUACCUGCUGCUGAACACCAGCAACGCCUCGGACUCCGGGUCCACCCCGUUGCCCGCACCCCUCAGGAUCUCCUUGGCCAUAGUAAUGCUACUGAUGACGGUGGUGGGGUUCCUGGGCAACACUGUGGUCUGCAUUAUUGUGUACCAGAGGCCGGCUAUGCGCUCGGCCAUCAACCUGCUGCUGGCCACCCUGGCCUUCUCUGACAUCAUGCUGUCCCUCUGCUGCAUGCCCUUCACCGCCGUCACCCUCAUCACCGUGCGCUGGCACUUUGGGGACCACUUCUGCCGCCUCUCAGCCACGCUCUACUGGUUUUUUGUCCUGGAGGGCGUGGCCAUCCUGCUCAUCAUCAGCGUGGACCGCUUCCUCAUCAUCGUCCAGCGCCAGGACAAGCUGAACCCGCGCAGGGCCAAGGUGAUCAUUGCGGUCUCCUGGGUGCUGUCUUUCUGCAUCGCGGGGCCCUCGCUCACGGGUUGGACGUUGGUGGAGGUGCCGGCGCGGGCCCCACAGUGCGUGCUGGGCUACACGGAGCUCCCCGCUGACCGCGCCUACGUGGUCACCUUGGUGGUGGCCGUGUUCUUCGUGCCCUUUGGCGUCAUGCUGUGCGCCUACAUGUGCAUCCUCAACACGGUCCGCAAGAACGCCGUGCGCGUGCACAACCAGUCGGACAGCCUGGACCUGAGGCAGCUCACCAGGGCGGGCCUGCGGCGCCUGCAGCGGCAGCAACAGGUCAGCGUGGACUUGAGCUUCAAGACCAAGGCCUUUACCACCAUCCUGAUCCUCUUCGUGGGCUUCUCCCUCUGCUGGCUGCCCCACUCCGUCUACAGCCUCCUGUCUGUGUUCAGCCAGCGCUUUUACUGCGGUUCCUCCUUCUAUGCCACCAGCACCUGCGUCCUGUGGCUCAGUUACCUCAAGUCCGUCUUCAACCCCAUCGUCUACUGCUGGAGAAUCAAAAAAUUCCGUGAGGCCUGCAUAGAGUUGCUGCCCCAGACCUUCCAAAUCCUCCCCAAAGUGCCUGAGCGGAUCCGAAGGAGAAUCCAGCCGAGCACAGUCUACGUGUGCAAUGAAAACCAGUCUGCGGUUUAGGGGAUCAGGGGGCCACAGAGAAGGGGCAGCUGAGCCCCAGUCCCAGGAUGGGUCUGUCCUGCUCUGUUUCCUGGCAUGUUGGUCAUAGUCUGCACUUUGUGGUGGCUAUUUAAGCACAAAGGUACUCAUUUGUAAUCAGAGGAGCUGCAGCUCCCAAAUUCCAAA